GCAGGACGAGCAGGGAUGCCCUGGCGGCUCCCGAAGCGGUGCUGCCGGCAUCCCGCUUGCCCGGCCUGUGGCGGGACCCGGGGUGCUGAGCUUCCCGCGGCUACUUCUGUUCCUCCUCCUUCCCUCCCUGCAGGGACUGGCAGCCUCACAGCCGCGGUGGAAACGGCUUCGGGCCGCAAGGCGCUGGUGGUGGGGAAGCCCAACACGUACAUGUUUGAUUGCAUCGUGGAGCGUUUCGGUGUCGACCCAUCCCGCACCCUCAUGGUGGGAGACCGUCUGGAGACAGACAUCCUCUUCGGCAAGAACUGCGGCCUUGCCACCAUUCUCACCCUGACAGGCGUUUCCCGCCUGGAAGAGGCACAGGCCUACAUGGCCAGCGACAGCGCCGCUGCCAAGGAUCUGGUGCCCAAUUACUAUGUGGACAGUAUUGCAGACUUGAUACCGGGCCUGGAUGAGUAACAGUUUGUACAUGUGAGGGCAGAGGGGUCAGGUUCCCCAUCCCAGAUCUCCAUCUGUUCCCAUUUCUCUCUCACUGCCCUAUUCCCUCAAUUCCUGGUUUCUUCACAUGCCAACAUCCUUCUUCAGGGGCAAAAGGGGAAAGGGAUUGGCAGGAGGGGACAGGUUUCAAGUUGUCUCUGCUGAGAGCUAUCCAGGAUGGACAGAAUCCUUGUCUCCCGUAUUUCCAGCUGCCAGCAUCUUUGGGAGAGAGCUGGAGGCCUUGAGGCUGGGUGGGGGGGGUCAAAUCAGUGUCUGUGUGGCCUCUCCCCCUGCAGAGGUUCAGGACUGGCUGUUUUAGUAUUAUUUUUUCCCUUGGAUAACCAGUGGUGGCCUUUUACUGCUGUCCUUCAACUUGUAACUCUUCUGAGCUGCAACCCUGCAGUCCUUGUGGUAACCCCCUCCUUGCCAGGGGAUUGGCUGGCAUUGUCACCCACCUGCUGUCUAUCAGUGCCAGGGCAUGUGGAAGGAGUGUGCCAGAGCUCUGGAAUCAUGAAUGAGAGUAUCUCUGCCUCCCACAAGUGACAGAGAGCAUUGCCUCUUCUCUCUCCUGUUCCUUAGAGAUGUUUCCCCCACUAUCCCCCUGCCCCAACCCAGUUAAUAACUGUGCCAGUGUCCAUCUGAAGGACGGAAGAGACUGGUUUGAGGGUCUUUUUCCUGUGCCAAACAGACAAGCUGUGACUGCACACAGUGGGUCUGCAGUUGUACCUUGUUUUCAAGCACCCUUUCUAAAGGGGCUUGUGAAGGACAGAGGGCUCCUAGACCAUGACAACACAGCACUGAUGAACUGUAUGACUCUCCCUGGUUGCCCCUUCUCAGUUGGAUUUUGUCAUAGUACAGUGAGAGAAAAGUGCUGAUGGGGGUCUGUGCUCCAGCUGCUGGUGUGCAGGUGAGAUGGUGAUGGUGUUGUCACUGCUGUGAAUGUGUCACAGUCCUCAAAACCAUUCCUUGCUGCUUUGUCUUUCUACGUUUGGUUUUUUUUUUAAUUUCUUGAUCUAAUUUAUCAGAAUUAUUUAUUGUUCAAAUAUUGUAUUAUUUGUAUAAAUUAUGCUGACUGGUUGCACCAAGGGGACAGAAGGCAGUGCCUUUGGGCAUCCCUUACUGUCCAAGUCCCAUGUUGAUGUUCUUACACUCACUGUGUCUCUGUAUAUAAUAAAGUGUGAGCAUAGGCUGGAAAUUA
Molecule: messenger RNA, 1675 nt
Organism: Cyanistes caeruleus (blue tit)
Lineage: Eukaryota; Metazoa; Chordata; Aves; Passeriformes; Paridae
Source: RefSeq, a predicted model, not a curated record